AUGGAUGAUCGCCAAUUUCUGAAAAUCUUCCUAUACGGUAACCUGACUCGCUCCCUCCCUCCCAGACACUUCAAACAUCCAGUUCCUCCGAUAGCCAUCUGGUCGACGACUUUCCUGCUGGCGGCAAUCCGUGUCUGGCGCAACAAUCACCGAGAGCUGGAUGGCGAAGCGAAAAGAAUGCCGAUCGAAAUAAGAGCGCCGCCUCCUCGGAAGCACAAGAAGAAGUCCGAGGCAACGGCGAAGAAGGUCCCGACGGCUGCGGCCCAAGUUGCUUAA
Caenorhabditis sp. 36 PRJEB53466 is the source of this 276-nucleotide messenger RNA. NCBI's taxonomy places the organism in Eukaryota, Metazoa, Nematoda, Chromadorea, Rhabditida, Rhabditidae. The record is from the annotation of a GenBank genome assembly.